Fibroporia radiculosa is the source of this 513-nucleotide messenger RNA. RefSeq lists its product as uncharacterized. Gene Ontology annotation, molecular function: protein-folding chaperone binding; ATPase activator activity. NCBI's taxonomy places the organism in Eukaryota, Fungi, Basidiomycota, Agaricomycetes, Polyporales, Fibroporiaceae. Bases 1 to 513 code for a protein of 170 amino acids. Gene Ontology annotation, cellular component: mitochondrion. The transcript has 3 exons. The record is from RefSeq and is a predicted model, not a curated record. Gene Ontology annotation, biological process: protein complex oligomerization; [2Fe-2S] cluster assembly.
AUGACCUACCAUGAAAUGCUUGGGGCGCAAUACGAGCCAAAUCCAUUCGUAGUGGACACUGUAGAGAUUAAACAACGCUUUCGAGAUCUCCAGUCUGUCGUGCACCCGGAUCGCUGGGUAGGGAAGGGAUCUGAGAGGCAGGAUGCAGCAGCGACCAUGUCGGCCCGCAUAAACGAAGCACUUCAUCGCUUGUCAAACCCCCUCCUGCGCGUCGAAUACAUCCUCGCGCAUGAGGGCCAUGCAGGGGAAGAAACGGACAAAUUAGAAGACCCCACACUCCUGAUGGAAAUUCUUGAGAUGCGAGAGCUGGUAGAGGGUGCUGAAUCCCGAGAGGUCGUCGACGAAGUGAGGUCGGAGAAUGCUGUCAAGCUAGAGGAGACUGUGCAGGAGAUAGAACAGCUGGUCGGGGAGAAGGACUGGGCUGCAGUGAAAAGUGCUGCGGUGAAACUUAAAUAUUUACAAGGCAUAGAACAGGCUGCCGCUGCAUGGCCGCAUCGAUUCAACGACCAUUGA